AUGGCGGAGGAGCAGAUGGAGGAUGCGUCCACGGCCGCGGCGGCGUCCACGCCGUUCCAGCUCCAGUUCGACAAGCCCAUCCCGUCCCAGAUAAAAAUGGCAGAAUGGAAUCCAGAGAAGGAUCUGCUUGCUAUGGUUACUGAUGACUCCAAGGUUCUCCUCCAUCGCUUCAAUUGGCAAAGGCUAUGGACAAUCUCUCCAGGGAAGUGCAUCACAUCAAUUUGUUGGAGCCCUGAUGGUAAAAUAAUAGCACUUGGCACAGAAGAUGGUUUGGUUCUUUUGCAUGAUGUGGAGAACGGGAAGAUGCUAAGAACUACAAAAUCCCACGAUGUUGCCAUUGUAUGUUUGAAUUGGGCAGAAGACGAUCCACUGUCAAGGCCUGACAAGGAUGAGUUUUUAUCCUAUGAAGACCGCACCACACGUUUCUUUCCUCCUGCUCCUGUGAUGCCUAGGAUAGGUGGACUAAGUUCUGGAGAUACUGGUAUUGCGGAUGAGAACGAAGAAGCUAUUCCAGAAUUUUCUAGUGCUUCCUGUCAGCGUUUUAAUAUUCUGUGCAGUGGUGGCAAAGAUGGUUGUGUUUGCUUCAGCAUUUUUGGAAUAUUUCCUGUUGGAAUGAUAAACAUAACUAAAAUCCCAAUCAAUGUUGGAUCUUCUGGAAAGAGUUACCAACUCCAGGAUGCUUCAGUCAGCAAGGUCUCUUUAUCAAGAAACCUCCAGAAAUUGGUUCUUCUGUGCUUUGGAAAGUUGGUUGACACCGACAACCUUUCUCACAGCUGCGAAAGUUCUGGAUUACAUUGUCUCUACCUAGAUACUUCUAUCUUCUUCAACCGAAAAAAUGAGCUGCAUCAGGUGUCCCAACAAGCAUCAAGUAUUCAAGAUCUGGUCGAAGUUGUCCGUGCUUCUGUAUCUUUAAUAUCCAAACAAUGGUCAAACGCCAUGAGUUUAUUUCAUGAGAAAUUUAGUGCCUUGCCCAAUCUGAUAUCUGCACAUGGAGUGGAAUCUAGUUCUGAGGAUGAGUUUCUGAGCCUUUUGUUUGGGACACGAACAAGUCCAGCACUUCACCAAUUUUUAGCUAGUUCACUUGGUGAAGCGGGUCUCAAGAGGAUAGCCAAGGCUGUUGACAGUGCUGGAAGAGAUAUUCGUGGCAUUAUCACUGAGCAUCUUCAGCCUGCAGUGGAGAUUAUUUCAUUCAGACUCGCAGAAUUAAGAGGCCUUGCAAGAUGGCGUUCACGAUUUCAAAUUAUCGGGUUGGAUGAAAAGCUUAUUGAUGGUGUCACUGAGAGUAUAGGGAUGUUAGUUGUUCAAGUUGAGCGCUUUUCAAGGGUUGCAGCUACUGUUGUUUAUCUGUUUCAAAAUUUCUUCGCCUGGGUUUUAAAGUCUGUUAAAAUAUUAUUAAAUGAGCCUACCGACCAAGUUCCAGCAGCAAACAGUGAACUUGUGGUGAUUUUUCUUAAGUUCCUUCUUGAUAAGGAUCCAAUCAAACAGCUACUUGAAGCAGAUGAGAGAAUUGAGUGUGAUAUGGAUACUGCAAGACAUGUAGAGCAACUAGUAGUUUUUGGAGGAUUUACAGACACCCAAUUUUUGGAAAAGAGUUUGGUAAAACAAUUCAAUGAAUUGGAAGUUAGCUUGAAGGAGGCUUUCUUGAUGCCAUUUACCACUAUCUCUUCGCAGAUACAAUGUCAAGGAUUGCUUCCUUUAUACCCUGUUACAUCAUCAGCUACCUUGUCAUCAUCCUGCAUGCCAACAUCAAUAUCAUUUUAUAAGGAUGAAGAUUCAUCGCAUGAGGAAUCCUCCUAUAGCUUGACUGACUAUGUAUGCUUCAAGAUACCUGAUGGAUCAUUAAAUAAAAGAAAUUGCAUCGGUGUGAUAAAGGACUCUGGUAACUGUUGUACUGCCCUCAGCAUGACGUCCCUUUCAGGUUUUCUGUUGCAUAUACCUGACGAAUAUGAGUGUGUUGACCUGUCACUUUAUAAGGACAACCAGGUAGUUUUACUACUGAGUGAAACGUCUUGUUCUGAUAGCCCUGCAAAAUCUUGGAUGGUGAUGUUGCAGACAGAGAACUUUUCCUUUAUGCCACUCUCAGGAACAUUCCCUGCAAAUAUUUACAGUUUGCAAAAACUAGUGGCACUAGAUCUGCAAUUGGACACAGAUUAUGGGAAAGUUCGUAGCAUACCUCACACAGUAUCUACUCCACUUGCAGUCAGUGCAUCAAGAGGAGUAGCCUGUGUCUUUUCAUCUCGGAGGCAUGCCUUGGUUUAUAUCCUUGAUGAGGAUGAGGAAGAGGAGGGGGAUGAAAUUUCAGAUAUGGAGUGA
Messenger RNA from Miscanthus lutarioriparius, 2313 nucleotides. Lineage: Eukaryota; Viridiplantae; Streptophyta; Magnoliopsida; Poales; Poaceae. The record is from the annotation of a GenBank genome assembly.